Eruca vesicaria subsp. sativa (arugula) is the source of this 1212-nucleotide messenger RNA. The record is from the annotation of a GenBank genome assembly. Lineage: Eukaryota; Viridiplantae; Streptophyta; Magnoliopsida; Brassicales; Brassicaceae.
AUGGAUUCUGAUUAUCAUCGCCAUGGUCCAGCUGCGAACGAUACUUCACCAGGCUACUUUGUUCGACUUGAUAAACCAAGAGCUGUAGACGAUCUCUAUAUAAGCAAAAAGAGAGGGAAGAUGCGUAGGUGGUUGUGCUGUGUUUGCCACGUGGAAGAGCCUUACCAUUCUCCUGAAAAUGAACACCUGAGAAGCCCUAAGCACUAUAAUGAUUAUGGGAAGGAUAAGAAACCACAAGCUGAUGAUGUGUUAAAAGAGCCACCAGCUAUCGACGUCCCUGCAUUGUCAUUAGAUGAGUUGAAAGAAAAGACUGAUAACUUUGGAUCAAAGGCUUUAAUCGGUGAAGGUUCAUACGGAAGAGCUUACUAUGCAACUUUGAAAGAUGGGAAAGCUGUGGCGGUUAAGAAGCUUGAUAAUGCAGCUGAGCCUGAAUCAAACAAUGAGUUCUUGACUCAAGUCUCAAGAGUCUCCAAGCUGAGGAAUGAGAAUUUCGUUCAGCUGUUUGGUUACUGCGUUGAAGGGAACCUUCGUGUACUCGCCUAUGAGUUUGCUACGAUGGGAUCUUUACAUGAUGUUUUACACGGGAGGAAAGGAGUCCAAGGAGCUCAGCCAGGUCCAGCUCUUGAUUGGAUCCAACGUGUUGGGAUAGCUGUUGAUGCAGCUAAGGGACUUGAGUAUUUGCAUGAGAAGGUGAAACCUGGAGUGAUACAUAGAGAUGUUCGGUCUAGUAAUGUGCUUUUGUUUGAUGGGUUUAAAGCCAAGGUUGCUGAUUUUAAUCUGUCGAAUCAGAGUCCUGAUAUGGCUGCUCGUCUUCAUUCUACUAGAGUUUUGGGAACUUUUGGUUAUCAUGCACCAGAGUAUGCGAUGACUGGUCAGCUGACUCAGAAGAGUGAUGUUUAUAGUUUUGGUGUGGUGCUUUUGGAGCUAUUGACUGGUAGAAAACCUGUUGAUCACACGAUGCCACGUGGUCAGCAAAGUCUUGUCACUUGGGCCACUCCAAGGUUGAGUGAAGACAAAGUGAAGCAAUGUGUUGAUCCCAAACUCAAAGGAGAGUAUCCUCCUAAAGCAGUUGCAAAGCUUGCGGCUGUUGCAGCCUUGUGUGUGCAAUACGAAUCAGAGUUUAGGCCAAACAUGAGCAUUGUGGUAAAAGCUCUACAACCAUUGUUGAGGUCAACAACAACACCAGCAGCUGUUCCAUCCCAGGAAACUUGA